Messenger RNA from Mugil cephalus (flathead mullet), 2634 nucleotides. It is a transcript of the gene prf1.5, whose product is annotated as perforin 1.5. Lineage: Eukaryota; Metazoa; Chordata; Actinopteri; Mugiliformes; Mugilidae. The record is from RefSeq and is a predicted model, not a curated record. Bases 16 to 1881 code for a protein of 621 amino acids. The transcript has 5 exons. Gene Ontology annotation, biological process: immune response. Gene Ontology annotation, cellular component: membrane attack complex.
AAAACAAACCCACUCAUGCUGAGGAAAUUGUUAAAGCCUUGGGGGACAGAGAGAAAAGGCAGGGAGAGAGAGAGAGAGGGGAAGAGGGAGAGAGCAGCGGAUUCAGUAGGAAACUCCCUCCUUAGUGCUUUUCAAAAGGCAAAGGACGGACUAAAAGAGUGCACCCAGCGAGCUUUAAGCACAGCCUGCCAGCAAAGCCGAAGAUUUAAUAUCCGCAGGAUCAGGACUUCAGUCGGUUUGCAGCAGUUUACAGUGAGCUGUGCCAUCGAUGGGGAUAGUAAAGAGGAGGAGUUAAAAAUCAAGGUAACCAUGCAAGUAGGAGGAGACCAAUGGGGACAUUUCAUCCUGUUUAUAUUGGCUUUGCCAGUAAUAUUGGUGGUCCACAGAGUCCAGGCCUGUCGGACUGGCUCAGGUUCAGAGUGUGAGAAAGCUUCUUUUGUCCCUGGCCACAACCUGGCAGGGGAGGGUUUUGAUGUGGUGCGGAUGCGUCGAACAGGAGCAUACGUCAUCAACGUUAAAGCUCAUCUGGCCGACAACCACACGUGUACACUGUGUCCCAACCGCUUCCAACAAGGACAGGUUCAGAGGCUUCCUGCAGCGGUGCUCGACUGGCGUCCCUUCAGCCGCUGCAGCAAGCAGAUAUCCAGUGCCCUCCACCACUCUGUGGACUCUCUGCUGCGCAGCUCCAGCUCGAUGGUUAACAACAACUGGAAUUUGGGUUUGAGCCUCAAUGAUAUUGGCAAGGCAGUGCUGGGAGGAAGUCGCUCCGAUUUGGCGAAGUUUGCUCGUUCGCAGCACAGCGUGGACAAAGCCACUUUUGCCAUUCAUGAAAUCAGCUGCACCUACUACAGCUACAGGCUGGCGGAUCAUCCCCAGCUGAGUGCAGAGUUCACAAAGCAUCUAAAGAGACUCCCACAGACUUUAAAUACAAGCCAGGAAAGGGCCUUAUACAGACGACUGAUAGACACCUACGGAACACAUUAUAUCCACCAGGUCCAGCUUGGUGGUAAGGUGAGGCGAAUCACUGCCUUCAGGACCUGUCUGGCCACACUGAAGGGCUUCACAGAGACCGAGAUCAAAAACUGCCUGAACGUUGAACUCCGCAUGGCUCUGGGUUUCGUUCCUGGCAACGCAUCGUUCUCCAAUAAGUGUGACAAACUCCUUAAGGGCAAUAUGAGCAUGGGCUUUUACCAAGGCUUCAUGACCCAUAAGAUUGAAGUCAUUGGGGGGGAGAGGUACUUCCCUGACAUCGUCUACCAGCAGGACCCACUUGAAGCGUACCAGAGCUGGAUGAACAGCCUCCAUGACAACCCCGACGUCGUCUCCUAUGCCAUCUUCCCGCUGCAUAAUUUGGUAGACGACCCUCAGAUCAGUGCUAAUCUGAGAAGCAUGGUCACGGAGUACAUUACAGAGAACCAGCUGAAGGAGGACCAGUUUGGAUUCAAAAACUGCUCCCCGACUCCCAACCUGGACAAUAACUGCUGCCCUUUGAGAGCUGGAAGAGGAACUCUCAGUCUGAAGAUCCACAGAGCUGCAGGACUGAGGGCGGACACCUUCACCAAAACGGACGCCUACGUGAAGAUCUUCUACAACGGCAUAUACGAGGAGACUGACACGGUGAUGGAUGACAAUGACCCAGUGUGGAACGCCACUUAUGGCUUUGGCUCAGUGGAACUGGGUCAAGAGUUGAGGUUUGAAGUCUGGGACAGGGAUGUGUUUUAUAACGACGUAGCAGGGAUAUGCGUGGUCAUUCCUGAGAGAGGGACUCAUUCUCUUAGCUGCCAGCUGCACAAAGGAGUUCUCUAUUUCACCUACACCAUCAAAUGUGAUCCCCAUUUGACAGGGUUCAGGUGUGGACGAUACUCGCCCAAUGCUGAAUAGUUCAUUAGUUCGCGGAAAGUUAGUGUAGAUGUUGAGAUGGUCUUGAUGUAUAUUGAUCUCUCGGGGAGGUCUCAUCCCGUUUGCAGUGCAGGCAUACAUAAUUUACAGACCAACAACCUUAUACUAUACCUUAUACUACUAUACUACUUUAGAGGACCGUGCACCUGGCAGUGGUACCAGAAGCACAGAAUAGCAAUAAAUCACUCCUGCUCCAUUUUGGAUUUGAUUAUUUCCCACAUUCCUGUAACCCUGUAUGGCCCACAAAAUGAUGACCAAUCACAAUAUUACCUGAACAUCAGUGUUAACAAUAUUGUUAUGAAUUAAUACCCGAAUAAGAGUGAAAUAUCGGAAAGCAGCCUCAGAUGGCACGUUAACCACGUACUUUGGCGAACGUUUCAAACGCCAGUUGUUUCCUAUGUAAAUGUUGCAUAUUAACCAACAUGUGUCAGAAUCCUUGUGCAUUCAUCCUUCAUUGUAAAAUAAAGAAACUGUAAUUUGGGUUGCUGUCAUUUUCAGUUCAAAACACCCCUGAGUUCUUUUAAGCCUUGUGUAAUGACGUACAUUGAAAAUUAAUUGAUUUAGAUCGUUUAGGCAUCUUUUAUACGAACGUUUAGUAACUUUAGAAUAAUUUAUGUCAUUGAUUUACAAAUGUGACCUGUAACAAAUGUAUAUAACUAUGGACAAUCCUGUCAAACCCAGAAAAGCCUGCUGACACAAAAAUAUAAAAAAUAAAUUAAAGAAAUUAAAAGAUCA